AUGCCUUUAGAAUCUAUAUGGGCUGAUGCCCCUAAUGAAGAAUCAACAAAGAAGCAGAAACCAAGUUACAAACGGAAUAACAAUAAUAAGCAUAAUACCACCAGGAAGAGUAGUGUAUCCAGAUCUAACAAUAAGAAAAAGGACACCGAUGGCAAGAUGGACAAUAAUAAGAAAAGCUAUGAACGUAAAGAAAAGAGCAAAAUAAAAGAAUUGUCUCCCAGACAAAAGAAUUCGUCUCAUACUCAGGGCAAAAUAUCUCCCGUAAGUGAUUCAGUCAAGAUAAAUCCUUUUUCUCAAAAGACUACUGAGGUAUCCCCUCCGCUAAUUUCACCUAGUAAAGUGAAGCCUGCUAAAACACAACGCAGAGUGGAUACCACUUCCAAAAUGAAUCUGUUAAAAAAGAAAAUCGAAGAACAAAGAGAAAUAUUGCAAAAAACUCACCAUAAAGAGCAACAGCAACAAGUUUUAAUGGAUUUCCUGAACGAUGAGGGGAGCUCUAACUGGAUCGACGACGACGAAGAGGAACUGAUUCUUCAGCGUUUAAAAUCCUCUUUGAGAAUAUAA
Messenger RNA from Saccharomyces mikatae IFO 1815, 564 nucleotides. It is a transcript of the gene GFD1, whose product is annotated as Gfd1p. Bases 1 to 564 code for a protein of 187 amino acids. The record is from RefSeq and is a predicted model, not a curated record. NCBI's taxonomy places the organism in Eukaryota, Fungi, Ascomycota, Saccharomycetes, Saccharomycetales, Saccharomycetaceae. The transcript has a single exon.